Colletotrichum orchidophilum is the source of this 1134-nucleotide messenger RNA. RefSeq lists its product as uncharacterized. NCBI's taxonomy places the organism in Eukaryota, Fungi, Ascomycota, Sordariomycetes, Glomerellales, Glomerellaceae. The record is from RefSeq and is a predicted model, not a curated record. The coding region runs from base 1 to 1134 and encodes 377 amino acids. The transcript has a single exon.
AUGCAAGUCCACCUCGAACAAGCCGCCCCCUCCCGCCCCGACCGCCGAGACAGCGACACCACAUGCAGCGUGUACACGCUGGCCCCCAAAACCCUCCUCCUCCUCCUCCUCCACGAAGACCGCGCCCGCCAACCAAACACCCUAGGCCUCCGCUGGCUUCUAGGCCGCCUCGUCCGAGGCAGAAGCUACCAAGGCCUCUGGCGCUUCACCAUGCGCCUCCGCGACCCUUGUGGAGGCGACAGGACGACCGACGUGGACUUUGAAUGGCGACACAGCCGCGGUCUGACCGUCCGGACUCUGAGGCGCUCCGAUGGGUGGAUGCUCUGGCGCAAACGCACCCCCGACGAAGCUCGGCUUCUGCCGCAGCCGUACCGCGCGCGACGCGCUCACGCCAACGGCGAAGAGGAGCUCGUCGCCAUGCUCUCCAUUGACCCUUCGCGCCCGCACCUCGGCAUAGGCUUCCAAUUCCUCAACGCAGCCGCCGGCGCCGGCGCAGAGAACCAUGAGGCCCAGCCACCGCCGUUCUUGGACGACGACUUUGCGCUUGUGGCCGUCAUGUCCGGCAUCGGCAUCAUCAUGGGCUCACACGCCACGCUAGGCGGCGCCAUGUCAGCAGAGGAAAUCCAAGCCGCGCAGAGACCUCACCUCAAGCGCGCCGCGUUUGCCGAGAGGCACGCACGCGAGGCCAAAGAGUGGCUCGCGACGCUGGAUCUGCUCGACGACGGUGACCGCGACGACGAGCCACCGAGUCUGCGGAGGGCGGAAAGGGGUGCCUCGUGGGGAGAUCUCCACGGGUCCAGGGCGCGAGGUCCACGGGAGAGGGGAGCAGGCGAUGUGGCGGCCAAGGUGUCAUCCGCAGAUCGUCGACGACGGAGCCUGUCUGCGCCCGAGAUUUCGUCACGGCGGAGAUCUAGCAGGCAGACGCCACGGCCCGAGUCGAAGCCGAGGCAGAUAUGGGAGAAAAGGCCGGCCGUGUAUAUGCCGACAUUGCGCGAGAGGACCGCGAACACAUCUGCGUCGGGGCCGACGAGACGGACGGCGCCGCUGAGGUCUCUGCAGAGGAGUUCAUAUGGCGAUCGGGAUCCCACGAGCCGGGCCGCUAUUUUGUCUCAGGGGGGAUCGAUAAUUGAAUGA